Messenger RNA from Paramuricea clavata, 22730 nucleotides. NCBI's taxonomy places the organism in Eukaryota, Metazoa, Cnidaria, Anthozoa, Malacalcyonacea, Plexauridae. The record is from the annotation of a GenBank genome assembly.
CCUUUUCUCAGCAUCCAACUUGAUUUAUAUCUUCAGACUAUUAUUAUUUUUCACGCAGCGAAGUUUAAUUUCUUGUUUUGCUUGUGUCUCGGAACUUUAUGCGACUUUAUUACUCUUUAAUAAAAGUUGUCAAGAUGAUUUAUAUCUUUGCGUUUGGUUCAUAAAGCCACGGCUCGCGUUUGUUGACCUCAUUAUGCAGCUGAAAUAAUAGGAGAAAGCAGUUCAGUGUUUUGUACUGGGUCUUGAAGCGAGGAAUUCAAAUCUGGGGUGCAGGACGGAACAAACAAAGAGGCAAGUUAGUUUAAAUAUUGUUUUUUCUGGGUGCAUGUUUUAAUGUUUGUCAAAACGAUUGAAAUAUGGAGGAAAUGUUUGUUUUCUGAAGUGAAACUGCGUUUACAUUAAGUGGUUUGCUCAAUUUCAAGUUAUCAGGCUAUCUAGCGGUGCAUGGGCCAAGGACGUUUCUGACAUUUGGGUUCAAUUCUUACAAUAUCCAGUUGUCUCAUUAUAAUUUCACCUCAGUCACAUGUGAGAAGAGUGCUUCCAGUCUGACACUACCAAACACCACUGGUUUUCUCCAAAUAUCAAUAAGAGAUGACUUUUAUUAGACCUCUACAAAGGAAUGUUUAGAACUGAUAAAGCUAUCCAGUAUAAAUAAAGUUAGUUAAGGUUCCCCUCCUGUAGUAACACUGGAUCAAUAAGGAAUGACUCUUACUGGAUUGGACCUCUAGGCCUAGGGAGAACAGUUUGGAGUUUAGUCUAGGUUUCCUUCAGCUACGAUGGAAGGGACAGUUAGGGGGUAAUCCCAAACUAAUCGCAGGGCCGAAGGUUCGAUUCCUGUCAGGGACUUUAAUAAAGUUGUGUUCCUGACUAGGUCUUAAAUAGUACAUAAAUGUCCACUUCAUUAUUUCCAUCUACAAGAUAGUUAGUUAAGAACUUUAUUAAAGUGUCAUUUACAUCUAGCCGGUUACAGAUAACCUACUAAUUGGGGACACUAAGCUUAAACAACUGAAUUUACACCUAUUGUAUAUUACUAAAAUUACUGCUAUGAUUACAUAUAUAAUACACUAAUUAUUUUACUACAGCUUAGUACUAAGACUAUUAUUAUGGAGUUUAUCAUGCAAUACAACUGAGGUCUGUUUUUCUGAUACUACGCUUAAAAGCAGAUAGCGAAGUCUGAUUUCUGUCUUCGGAUUUUAAUUUUGACCAAAGGCAAGGUCCAUAAUACCUUAAUGAGUGUUUUCCAAAUUUUACAGACUUAAAUCUCGGUAUAAGAAAGUCUGAGUUUCUAAGAUUAUAAUUCCUUGGUGUGUUUAUAAAUAUAUUUAAUAUAUUGUUCGGAAGUAGCCUUUGUUUGACUUUAAACAUGAAUAUGGCUAUGUCUUGCAACCUCCAAGAUCGUUCAACUAAUCCCAGCCCACCCUGUCGACAUUCCCUGGCGGGGAGGAAACAGGAGUAUACCCGAAGCAAACCCACGACUUUCGUCGUUUUCACUUGAGACCUGAACGAAGAGCGAAGCCACGGUUGUUUUCACUUGAGUUCUGAACGAAGAGCGAAGCCACGAUCUCAAAGGUGGAAAAAACUUGCUCUGGCGAUUGCAUCACCUCUCGAAUGCGACAUCACGCUAUUUAAAUGGGUGUUGUUCAUAUGAAUUGACUCGAAAUAUUUGCAUUGAGAAAAUCGAUUUCUACUCAAUCAACUCGGUUUGUCCAACGAUUAUGAAAGUGUGAUAAAUGAGCGUUGAAAGGUCGAGACAGAGUGAGAAAAUUAUUGGAACAUAUGCUCAAUCAAUUGUCUUUGAGUCACGCCGCUAGACAAACAAAUUUAAAGUUUAUAUUUCAUGCUGCAGUGUGACAACGACUGCUACUAAACACCGCACAAAAGGAAAGUUCCUCCUCUCAAAAUAUAUCAAUAUAAGUUCCUUAUAAUCACACCUAAACAAGCACAUGUUGUGUCGUGCUCGCCUUUCAAGCCCCAAGACCUGGGUUCAACCCACGGUCGGAUCUCUACUCAAAGUCUUAAAAUAAUUGAGGAGAAAGUGCUACCUUUGUACUGACAUCAGUAAAUGGUUAGUCUUUCGCGUCUUCUCGGAUAAGGACGUUAAAAUCGUAGGUACCUUGGACCCCUGUGAAUUGGGCAAUAGUUGGAAAAUCCGCUCACCACUUUGAGCGAGAAACUAAACAAACUAAACUUAACUCUAAGUAGACUAUGCUGUAAAGAAUGAUUACACGAUUUCAGUACACUUUAUGGUUACCAACAAAUAUGUGGGCUUGCUGAAUGGUGAAUGAAUGAAUCUGAUCACACCACAUUUAACGCCCGUAUUCUAAAAGUUCACUCACACUCAAUGAGUAGAGGUUCAAUCUGAGCUUUUCUUGAGUGUCAAUGCUGUUUUUGAAUAGCUGGAAGGUGAGUGUCGUACCGUACUAUGCGACUACUCACCCUCUAGCUACUCAAAAACAGCACUGACAUUCAAGAAAAGCUCAGAUUGAACCUCCACUCUACUUGUGCGGUGUUCAAAAGCGAUACAGGAACCAAAAAUUGGAACCGUGCAUAAUUUAUGCAAAUUGCCUCACUUAAUUAUCGGCAUCGGCGAUAUUUUUCAGGGGGGGGGGAGGAGGAGAGGUAUUUUCAGAAAUAUGAGAAAAAGAUAGCUUAAAAAUGCAAAAAUAAAAAGGGAUUUGACCACAUGACAUGAUUAUAUUUCCAUCUUGUCUUACUUAAAUGUUUAACUAUGACUGCUAUCAAAUUAAAUAUUACGAAGCGUACUCAACCACUGUGAAAUGGUAAUCAUAAACAAUAGAAUGAUUCUCACUCUAAGACAAAGGCGACUAUAUAAAUUGUAUUCCUUGAAUAUUCUAGUACGCCGUAGUUGUGCAAUUAACUCAUGCUACGUUAUGUAUCGAUCAUUUUUAUGGCUCAUGAAUCAUGAUUACGCCAACUGCAUGUUGAGUAAAAGUCGUGUGUGGUUUUUAAGAUGAAAUCACUGACUAUUGCAGUUUAAGUGUUUUUGGAAAGAAAGGUAAGUACUUAAAUAAGUUAAUAAAGGCACAUAGAAUUUAGUGAUGUCGUAAGAUUUUGAGAAAAACCGUGAGAUCAGUCAAAGCUGGAUUCAGCGUUGACACUCAGUUAAAAUUUAACCUGCUGUUUUAGUUUACGCUCCAAAUUUAUAAACAAGCUGUUAGGAUUUAGGUUUUAACCCAGGGUAAACCUCAAUCGGUUUCGAAAAACCGGCUGUAGGUUUCGAAAUUAAUAUGGAUUGAAUGAAUAAAAAAAAGUUAGUUCUCUAUUUAGCUCGAAUUUUUAAAAUCGUGAAUGUCUCUGCAGACUCCUUAUAUGUUCUGUGUUAUUGGACGUUUUAGAACAAAAGUCAGUGUUAUAUUUUAUAAUCAACUCAUUGGAAACUCAGCGCGAUGUUUCUAGAAAACAAGGGUUGUAUUAUCUAUUAUAUGCCAACAAAAGCAGUAUACCCUAGUUUAAAUACAUGAAUUUGUGCCUGGUUAGACGGCUCGACAACUGGACCCUGUAGCUCAGUUGGUUAGAGCCAUGCACCAGAAUCGCAGGGCCGCAGCUUUGAGGGCAUACAAAGGCAUUUUUGGAUCCUGGUUAGGUGUCAAUAAAUGUGUAUAAAAUUAACACUCGAUCAUUUCAAUCUGAAAACCCUCCAAGCUUGUAAAUACACUUUAAACAGAAUUCUUAACAAGUCGUGAAAUUGAAAUGCUUUGUCGUGAGACCGUAAGAAAGCAUAAAACAUUAGCAUUGGUGGGUCUUGGCUAGCCUGCUCCCAGCCCGAAAUUUCAGGCUGGUGAGUAGGCUAGCUCUUGGCAGGUCUGUCACACAAAAACACAAGUAAUUAAAUUUUAGUGUUUUCUGCUUUUGCCGUUGGAUGCCAUACAGGUAUCUAAAAAACGUUUUACUUCGUAUGAAACGUAAAUGCAUUAAACACUGUCUUAUCCCUUUUUAUUUUUGCGGUUUCAAGGUACAUAACUUUCAGACAUGUCUCUGAAAAAUCGCCCCAUGAAAAAUAUUAUCGCUAAUGUCUCACAGUGAUUAAGUGCGAUAAUUUGCACAUAAAUUAUGCGCAGUACCAGGUUUCGGUUGCAGUAUCGCUGCAUCGUUUUUGAAUAGAGCCAAUGAUGAUAAGAUGAUUACUCAAGUUCCUGCCUUUCGCAAUGCUUGGCGCACUGGAUUGAAAAACCUGGACAAGAGUCUGUGGCCAGAAACUGGGGGGUGUUGGUCCAAUUCUCAAUGUUAAAAUGUAGUCUAUACAAGCGUAGUUUUUGACGUUUUACAAUCGCUCACGGUUUCCUACUAUUGCCCUAAUUAGCAUUUGCUGCACAUGGCCAGGAUCGCGGUGUCUUUUCGGAUGUAUUGUCGGAGAAUCGGAGUUGGCAAAAGACAGAGUCCUUUGUAAGAGACCUCCGCGGUAUUGCUAUGACUCUUUUCUGCCAUCGUAGUUUUUAGUUUUUAGUUAUACAAUUAUAAGUUGAAACUUAACUAAACCUUACUACAGUAUAUUUAUAUUGGAUAACGCCCUCUGAGGUCUAAACUGUUCUUCCCAGUGGUCCUGCAAGGAUCAUCCCAGUGUUACUACAGGUGAGGAAACCCGGGGUACCAGGAGAGAACCUGGGGUGUUUGGUAGAGUCAACUGGAAGCUCUCUUCUCACAUGUGACUGAGGUGAAAUUAUAAUCCAGGGUUCGUAGUCUCCAAGACCAAAAAAGACUUUCAAAGAUUUUUUCUGCCUAUUUUCAAAGACUUUUCAAAGACCUUGAGAGCAAUCAGGCUAAUCAACUGUCGAAAAAUUGCGAGUGUAAGUACCAUUUUUAGUCCCGUCAAAUCACAUCCUAAAAUGCGCCUUUUUCGUCGAUAUUUGCAAAAAUCUUGCUUCAAUCAAUCUAUUUUAUCAGCUAGGAAAUUAUAUAAUCAAUUCCUCACUAAAGAAUUUAAAGACUUUUAAAGACUUUCUUCGCUUUUUCACACAAUUCAAAGACUUGCAUUCAAAUUUAAAGACUUUAAAGGAUUUUAAAGACCGCUACGAACCCUGUCAACUGCGCAUUACAGCAAUCAGACGUUGCUCACAGAGAAGAAAGACACAUCGUGAACUUAAGCAUGGGCUAACUAUUAAACUAUUAAACAGACACGGACAUAACCUUGCGUUUGACGUAUUGUCGGUCAAGGUAUCAAAGACGUGAGCGACCUCUGCGGUAUGGUUAAUGACUUUUUCUGCCGUCACCUGUAAAGUUGGCUAAAACAAUCCAGCAUUGCUCCGAACCAUUGUCCACUUCGACCGAAUUCAAAGUCAAACGAAACAUUUACCGCUAAAUUUGAAUUUGAAAAGAAAAGCACUUGCCUUCUGGCAUUUACGCCAAAGAUCUGUAGCGAGCAAUUAUCUUAAAUUUAAUUAAUUAAUAAAUCUCCGCGAUGUUAUUAAUCCUUUUAGCAUUGACACUUGCCGACCGACAGGUAAAUACGGUGCUUUUCAACAGGACUUUCGAACGAUUUCGAGUAUAUUUGCGACAUUUACACUUUACUUCGCACCUUCAAUUGCUACAAUAGCCGGACAGGGAAUCGUUUGGAGGAACGGAAAAACGGGAAACUUUAAUUUAACUUUGAUUUGUUGAUUGUGUUUUGGUAAUUGUGUUUUUAUCAUAAAGAAUAGCAACUUUAAGAAUAGCUAUUGAAUUUCGCGGAUGCUUUGUAGUGUGGUGUGCUGGAUAUUAGCUUGUGUCAUACUCAUGCAAUGUGAAUUGUUGCGUUUGCCUUGCACCAGAAGGGAGUAGGGAUUCUUCUUCAACGUAUACAAAGAUUGAAGGCUGUGAAAUCGUGAUUAGAGACUAAAGUGUGGUGAGUUUUGUAGACGUUUUUGGUAUUUAUAUAUAUAAUAUCCUGUCUUAAUCCGCAUACAGAUUAGAUUGUAUUAUUUCAUGAAUCAUUGGUUUCGUAAGCCAGUAAGAAUCGUUUGAUAAGGUAUAUGAAAUGUAUCCGUUGGAACCCCAUAGAUAAGGAAUUUGUGAAUAGUACUCAAUAUUUCAUAAUUAGCUGUCGUGGUUUGUGUCUGAACUACGUUAAUUUGUGUUUGGACUACCUGAAAAAAUAUCUCAAACUGAGCGGGAUCUAGUCAGGUAGCAUUUCACAAUUGUGUCUGAACCUGAAAACCUCUCAAAUGUGAUGGUCCAGUGUAGGUAGUAUUCUACACUGAAUAAGCUACCGUGGUCUGUGUCUAAACUGCCUGAAAAAGAUAUCUCAAACGUGGCGGUCCAAUGUAGGUAGUAUUCUUCAAUAAGCUGUCGUGGUUUGUGUCUGAACUACCUGAAAAAGAUAUCUCAAACGUGGCCGGUCCAGUGUAGGUAAUAUUCUUCAAUAAGCUGUCGUAACUUUUGUCUGAACUACCUGAAAAAGAUCUCUCAAACGUGGGAGCCUAGUGUAGGUAAUCUUAUACAGUAAGCUGUCUUGAUUUAAGUCUGGAUUCAGCAGCUUUAUUAUUUCCUCUUCAUGUCUAAGACUAUAAAGGAAUUACAAUUAUUUGCUCUAGUAAACAUCACAGCAGUAUAUAGAUAGAUUUAUUGCCCUUACUGGGUGGUAUAUUGUUGACCAGAUGUAAAUUAAAUAAAUUAUUGCAUUCAGCACUAAAGUUACAUGUAUAUAGAUCAAGUUGUGAUAACGUAUUGCUUGUCAACGUUAUAAACAAAUAAAGGACUCAAGCUGAGAGUUAUUCUAUUCAUGGCGAGAGCUUGCCUAAUUUUUGAUGUAUAGAAUACAAAACACAAAUAAAUUUCACUGCACUUGACCUUGUUUAUAUUUCCUCGUUUAUUUUAAGAUAAGGAAAACGGUCUAUAUAUAUACGAAUAGAAUAGUAUAGUAACUUUAUUUUGACAGGGUAGCCUAUUCACUAGCUGCGAAGCUGGGCUCGGUUGUACAAAGGUCGUGCUAUCUAUCGAAAGUGAUUUUUCAACCGUUUUAAAAUGCUGCAAAAGCUAUAACAUUAUGGAUGGGGACCUCACAAUUCAUAAAAAGAAACUUUAAUUUACAAAUACUAAAGUUUAAUUUGGUUUAUACCAAUCGACAGACAAUAUUCGGAAACUUGAAUCCAAUAACUUCCGUAGUUAUUCUAUGGUCCUGGUCAAAACCGACCUCACUUUUUACUGGUCAAAACCGACCUAGCUGUAAACCAAAUUUAUAUAAAUCUACAGGUCCAAACGUUCUCCUUAGAUACUAGAGAGACUGCAGACAACCUAUAGAUGGUCCCACUGACCACAAAUAACUACAUUACAUUGCAUAACUCCAUAUAAUUUAAUUUGUCUCCGAGAAAGUGGUAUUGCUGACAUAGUGGUUACUCAUGGCGCAUGGUGCGUGUCGUUUUCACCUCCGUGACCCGUCUUUAUUUAUACUGGAUCGUUUAUCAGUUCUGAACUGUGCUCCGUAGGUUAGAGGUUCAGCAUCACAGCAUGGGUACCUUGUACUGGAAAGCUGUGGAUUUAGAGGAAUUCAAUGAUCUGAAAAAAUGUUGUUUUCAACUGAGGCCAAAAGCUACUGUUGAAAGUGGAGUCUAACUUAGGCGGCAAGUUUUAAUAUAAAAACUACAAAAAUAUAAAAAGUUCGUUAAAAAGGUAUUAUAUUUUUAUAGUUUUUAUAUUCAAAUUUCCGUCUAAGUUAGACUUUACUUUCAGGUUUCAACAGUAGCUUUUGGCCUCACUUGAAAACAACAUUCAUAUAAUUCUACUGAAGGACAACUUUGUACGUUUAAUCUCAAACUGAAAUACAAUAAAAAACCUCGAGGUUCCGAGCUAAGGCCCUUAGGGAAACAUCAAAUGUUUCUGAAUUUGCUAGGAAACAUUUUUGCUUCUCGGGAAGCAAAUUUUGUUUCCGCAACAAUGUUUUCACGGGUGGGCAAACAGGGAAACAUUUGAAGAAACAUCGAGAAUCACAAAUGUUUCCACAACAAUGUUUCCUAGUUUGCCCAGGGCUUUACUGUAUUUUUCAGGCAGUUGAUUCCUUUUCAAUCCACAGCUUUCACUGGUGUCAUUGUUCGAGUACUUUUUAUUUAGACCUGUAUACUUGGAUCAAGAAUCGUGUGAUUUUACGCAAGAUUUUUCAAGUUACAAAAUUUUUAGAAUGGGCAAUAGGCAAUUUCAGCUUUUAGUUUAUGCCUUACUUCCCAUCACCCCCUGCGCGCCUAAAUUAAAAGCUGGAAUUGUCUAUUUGUUAGAUGGAAAAUCUCGCGUGAUCGUGCGUUAAAAUCCCACGAUUUGCGGGAUUCAUCAUACUCACGGAGUAGAAUCAAUUACAGGACUGGAAACGAUUCAAACCCAGGGCUCCUGCGCUUGUGGCUCUGCCUGGUCGCGCAGGGACAAUGCAUGUUCAGAGACAUCUCGGCAUACUGGGUGGAUUUUGAAACGUUUAUUUUAAUAACAACCUCACCCACCAUUACCAAGUCAAACUGCUCAGGCCUUGUUUUGCACAAAAUGUUUGCAUAUCAACAGGAACUUGGCGAGUGAUUAAAUUUCUCCCUGCGAUCCUACGUCAACAUAUUUCGGUUAAUUUUCCGCUUCAAAAAUUCCGGGACAAAACAAUAUCGUUGCGGGUGCAGGUCAUAGAAGGUUAUAGACUUAUAGCCAAGGAAUAUAGGUGCGUCCUCAAUGGAUUUCUCAAUUAAAUGCAUAUCGCAGUGUUGGCUUAACACAAUCGUACAGUUUUGUAAAGAUUUCAAUCAAAUCUUUUCGAUCAGUUUCCUUCCGAGUAUCAGAGAAGGUUAGCCAAGGAAAAAGGGUGUGUUAAAACUAAGCACAAAUAUAAACAAGUCAGGAUGAUUCUAGAUUUCUCAUUGAAAUGCAUCGCAGUGUUGCCUAUAUAAUUGCCACAAUCCGCACAGUUUUGUAAAGAUUUCAAUUCAACCUUUUUGAUAAGUUUUCUUUCGAGUAACGAAUUCUUUCUUUUAAAGUCCAUCUUUUAGUGAGAAUUAAAACUUUCUAUUAAAGUCAAUCUUUUAGCGAUAAUCUAUACUUCAAAGACAAAGUAGGUAACACUUUCAUGCGCAUGAAUAGAUUUCCUCUUAUCUUCAUCCCAAUUAACAAUGCGGCCCUGUCCCUAACUCUACUGUGCACAAAAAAACAGGAGGAUGUAACCUCAAAGAUAUAACUAGUGCAAAUACAUGAUAUUGAAACUAUAUUACAAUUACAAAAUAAGAAUUUAACGCGCUGUUUUAAUACAGCUUUAACCUCAAUGCAAAAUUGAUUGUAGUGUGAUAAAAUUUUAAUAUUGUUUGAUAAACUAUUAAAUAGUUCGGAAGAAAUAUCUCGAAAAGUUUCCUUUUCCUGUGGUCAGAUUUAAGAUGGUGCUUGAACGCAAGUUUCGAGCUGGUUGGUCAGGUUUUCACACUUACUUUACGAGAGAAUCUUAAGCAAGCCUAGAUUAUAGUCUAAGCCAGUGCAUGACACAUCUAUGUUUGUGGUAUGAUAAAUAUACAUGCAACAUAAAUAUACACUCGAGAAUAAUUUUGACAGUUUUUAGUGGUACAUUAUUAGAGAACAAAGAAACUGAUAUUCCAGCCAAUAUUGCAAACGGAACAGUGCACAUUGACAAAGCAAACUUCGUCACUCCCUCUCCCCCAGUUCGGUAUUGGAAACAACGUUUGAUAAUUUACCAUGACUCAAGGAGUCAAGCUCAACAUUGAGUUGGGUAAACGGGGGGGGGGGGGGGCUUAACAGGCACCUAUAUCCUAAGCCAUAAGAAUAUGCACAUUUUGUAUAGAGAGAAGUCUCAACCAGUUAUGUCCAAGAUUGUCAUUUACAAUAAGAUGAUGAUAAACCUUUUUAAUCACGUCUAACAUUGCCAGCUAAAGCUGGUUUUCAAAAUGGGCGCGGUGAAAUCUCAACCGUAUUGAAUAUAUUUUUAAAUCCUAGGCUAUAAACCAUUGAGCAUGCAGCCAAGAAUAACACUGAAUGUCUUAGGGCAGCUAGCUUGCAUAUAAAACUCUUGACUGCUUUAAAAUACGGGAUUUUCAUUGGUUAACCUUUGCACUAACUGUAGCUAACUUUAACCACUUUUUUAUUCUAAAUAUCAGAAUUUUGGAUAUCUAUACGCUCGAUAGAAUUAAUUGUUGAAGGGUGUAGUGGUGGAAAUUUACGCCCGUGUUCUAAAAGUUCACUCACAAUCAGUGAGUAGAGGUUCAAUCUGAGCUUCUCUUGAGUGUCAAUGCUGUUUUUGAAUAGCUGGAGGGUGAGUAGUCACAUAGUAAAGUAUGACACUAACCCUCCAGCUAUUAAAAGAUAUUCAAAACUGAACAGCACUGACACUCAAGGGAAGCUCAGAUUGAACCUCCACUCAUUGAGUGUGAGUGAACUUUUAGAAUACAGACGUAAAUUUUAUACUUUUAUUAGACCUAACCAGAAACAUUGGGGGAAAGUGCAGCUAUAGACCAUCUGAUAGGAAUCAAACCUGCGACCGAGAGAUUCUGGUGCAGCGCUCUAACCAACUGAGCUACAGAGACCAGUUGUCGAGCUCUAACCAACUGAGCUACAGAGACCAGUUGUCGAGCUCUAACCAACUGAGCUACAGAGAGACCGUUGUCGAGCUCUAACCAACUGAGCUACAGAGACCAGUUGUCGAGCUCUAACCAACUGAGCUACAGAGGCCAGUUGUCGAGCUCUGACCAACUGAGCUGCAGACCAGUUGUCGAGCUCUAACCAACUGAGCUACAGAGAGACAGUUGUCGAGCUCUAACCAACUGAGCUACAGAGAGACAGUUGUCGAGCUCUAACCAACUGAGCUAACAGAGAGACAGUUGUCGAACUCUAACCAACUGAGCUACAGAGACAGUUGUCGAGCUCUAACCAACUGAGCUACAGAGACCAGUUGUCGAGCUCUAACCGAGCUACAGAGACCAGUUGUCGAGCUCUAACCGAGCUACAGAGACCAGUUGUCGAGCUCGGACCGUUUUAUACACCUUGGUUGUUGGCUGGAACUGCUGGAUCUGUAUAGCUUGAGCAGCCUAUACAAUCUUCAUUGUUUAUAUAGGGUCGGCACAAAAGUGUUGGAUGUUUGAACUAAGGCUUAUAAACACAUUUUUCACAGGAUCUGAAUAAGGAUUCAGUUUUUUUUUACGAUCAGUACGCAAAAAGUACGUAAUAGCCCUUCAGGUCAAGCAUCUAAAGAUGCUUACAGUCGAAAAAAUCAAUACUCAACUGACAAAUGUCUGGCUAAUCAUGAAGAUAAUAUAGUAUUAUAUAGUUUAUCGAGAUUGUUUGGGGGGGGGGGCUCUUGCUCAAUACAACUAAUGAGGUCUUUGCAGAUAGAAAUUGGGGAAGAUUAUGUGAUAGAAAUUAUGGAAGAUUAUGUGAUAGAAAUUGUGGAGGAGUGGAAGAUUAUGUACAAUUUUAGACACAACCAUCUGGGAAAAAUGCAACUGUAGGAACCUGCGGUUCUGUGAUAGUCUGGUCCAACACUCCAACCCACUGAGCUUUAAAAACGCACGAGAAAACGCACGUUUUUUCCAAUGAAACGAUGUGCUUUAACGGAACAGUGUGAAUUUUAAUAUCAUUUUACGGUAUACUUUGAAAAAGUACUUUAUACCAAACUGAAGAAGAAAAACGACAAUGAACAAUUGAAGGAAUUCAAAGUAUUCUCAAUUAAAAAAUCAUUUCGGUAAUUUUACCAUCCUUACAAGGACAUUAAUACAAACCAGGGCAGUUUAUUUGCUGGCCUAACUACGCUAUGCGCCGGAACAGUGUAGCGCUGAAGUAUUCUCAAGUACAAAAUGAAAUCAUUUCGAUAAUUUAUCCACCCCUUGAAGGCGUAUUAAUAAGGCAAUUCCGUCAAUUAAGCAUUUCCUUAGUGCCAGCAAUAUCCCAAUACGUCGCUAGGAUGAGUAAUUGCUGGGCUCAGCACGCGCGCUUAGCCGCGCUAGGAUUAUAUAAACCAUCAAAAUUUCUAUUAUUAUUACCAACUGAAAUGGCUGUUCUUCAAAUGCCAUGCUGUGUCACUAAUUUUCCAGCCCAUGUUGUGGUGAGACAACAACAGCUUAUAUAAAAAAAAUGCGAGUAAAAAUGCCCUCCUAUUGACGCUAAACGUUUUGACAGGCGUGAGUAUUACUUAUUUCUGAAGCAGCACAUCCGUGAUUUGUGUGAUAUAGGGUUGGCUGUUUCAGUUGACGUAUGGGUAUUUCAUUACGGCUUGUCUCAGUGGAGUGAUUGAGUGAGUUUGCGCAGAGACCGAUCGAUAAAACACACACAAAGAUCAAGUUCAGAUUAUAUUAAAUAUAACGUGAACAGAUUAGAGACAGAUUAUAUAAAAACGUCUGAUAUUUAUCACUUAUCGGCCUAUCUAUAUAAAAAGACCUUGAAAGCCUUCGAGCUACGAUUGGCCAUAAACAGCUAGCCAAGCAAGGGUAAUACGAUAAGAUUUGAAGUGGUUGUGUGUUUAUUAUUGUAUCUAAGUCUAUCGUUUUGGUUGAUUUGUAGAGAUUAUCAGUGAAGAAACAAGGUGGGAUAUUGAACACGGAUACUUGGGAGGUCGAGCUGUGAAAGGUAGGUGUACAAUUGAGUGUUUUAUGUGAAAUUUUAUGUUUGAAUUAACCAUACAAGGAUCGUAAACUAUUAAGUUACCAAGUAUAGAAACUUGCGUCAAUUUUGGGUCUGGUUAGCGUGAAUCUUGUAAGCAAUAUAUAUAUGCAUGUGUUUUUCAUUUAAAGCAAGAUUCAGUUUUAUAAGAGGCCAUAAGGGUUAAUGCAAAUUAAUGUUUUUAACUAUACCGUACGUGAUCGCAUUUUCCGUGUACAAUUCUACAUAUGUACGCGGCGAUUUUUACCAUGGUAUAUACUAUGACUAGACAACUGAACCUAAUACAGUAUAAAUAUAGAAUGAGCGAAAUCUUAGAAUCGACACCACGGCUUACUCGCUAUGUUCAAAACUUUAUCUUAGCCAAGCACGUCAGGCGAAUAACUAAGAUUAUAAUUACAGGUCAAUUCCUUGGAGUAGUUAAACCAAGCCCUAGUUCCACUGGCUCUUAAAGAAAGGCGAGGCAAAACCAAAUCAGACCAUUAAAAUGUUCAGAAUUUUCAAUCGUAAAAUAUAGUUUAAGAUUUCAAAGGCGGUGGUCCAUCGUGUCAAGCCUCGGUCAAACAAGGAUGAAAGUUGUAACUCUCGAUCACGUUUCACCGACAACUCUUAUCGACUCUCAUCAAUGGUUCAAAUUUUGAUAAGAUUUGAUGAGAGUUUUCGCCACGCUCGCGGUAAUAUCCAAUCAACUCUCAUGCAACUCUUGUUCUCGUUUGACCGGGGCAUGAGAGUUGAGAAAACUCUCAUGCAAACUCUUGCUUCUCAACUCUCAUUUUCGUUUGAUCAGUGCUUUUAUAGAGACUGUCUAAAGAGACUGUAUGCGUUUUGGUCUCAACUACCUAAAAACGAUUAUAGUACGACUCUCGGAAAGUUAAUGUAUUAGGUUGGAAUUUGAAACGGGAUAAUUUAUAUUAUACCUACAUACACUCUUAACUAUGGAGUAUGGUGCCAAAUAACCUUGUGCAGUUGUGGUUUUUUGCCAAAAAGGUGCGAGUUUAAGCAGCAUGUUUGUCGUUUUUGCCACCUUAUUGAACUCUCUGACGUGAAUAUGUACGUGCGCUGUACUCGACAUUACGCUACAUACCAGUGAUGAAAAUUGAACUGUACCUUAUAAAAUACUGCGUCUGUGUAUAUAUAAAAAGUGUCUCUCUGUUGUCAUGAAAACUGUAACUGAAAAUGUGCUUAAUAAACCACUUGAAGCCUUAGGUCUUUACAACUGAGAAACUAUUCAUUAGACAUGCAGACGACAUUUCAGAAAAAAAACAUACAUAGCGAAGAUAAUUUCAUCGAUUUCAUUUAAACCAAGACGACAUUCUGAGAGUGUAUACUUUCGAUCGUAAAGACUGGUUGACACUAUCAAAGUUUCUGUGAUCACAGUAGGAAUUUUGCAAGUAGGUAAAUUAUAAGUUUUGAAGGAUUUGUAAAAAAUAUUUGAGGAAACUGACUUAGUAUUCAGCUCCCUCAAACAUUUCUGACAAAUCCUUCAAAAAUUGGAAUUUACCGAAGCAAAAUUCCUACUGUGAUCACAGAAACUUUGAUAGUGGAACUAUAGUGGGAUAUUCAGUCUCAAAAAAUCGUCUUGAAAUCUUGAAUUACAAGAUGGCAAUUUGUUUCUUCACAUAUUAUUCAUUAGCUUACGAAUAUUUCACAAUGCCCAUAUAUGGCUGCACAUUCAUCGCUGUUAUCUAUAUAGACACUGAGCAAAACUGAUUUCCAUGUUUUUCACAUUAUAUCUUAACCCUCACCUUAACCCCCGUUAAUAUGUUUACAAUCCGUUAUUAAAUACAUAUGUUCAUUUUUAUUUUUUACAGUGGUAAACAAGAUGGCGUAUUUGAUAAAUGUUGCGAUGUGUUUAAUAUUCUUAUCAACAAACGUUUAUGCAAGGUAAGAGUUACUAAGAGAUAGCUCUGUCAGUUCAGUAAGAGUCAUCUCUUAUUGAUCCAGUGUUACUACAGGAGAAAACCUAAACUAAACUAACUUUAUUUAUACUGGAUAGCUCUAUCAGUUCUAAACUGUUCUUCCUAGAGGUCCAGUAAGGAUCCUAUCUUAUUGAUCCAGUGUUACAACAGAAGGAAACCUAAACUAAACUAAACUAAUUUUAUUUAUACUGGAUAGCUCUAUCAGUUCUAAACUGUUCUCCCUAGAGGUCCAGUAAGGAUAUCUCUUAUUGAUCCAGUGUUACUACAGGAGGAAACCUAAACUAAACUAACUUUAUUUAUACUGGAUAACUCUAUCAGUUCUAAACUGUUCUUCCUAGAGGUCCAGUAAGGAUCAUCUCUUAUUGAUCCAGUGUUACUACAGGAGGAAACCUAAACUAAUUUUAUUUAUACUGGAUAGAUCUAUCAGUUCUAAACUGUUCUUCCUAGAGGUCCAGUAAGGAUCAUCUCUUAUUGAUCCAGUGUUACUACAGGAGGAAACCUAAACUAACUUUAUUUAUACUGGAUACCUCUAUUAGUUCUAAACUGUUCUCCUUAGAGGUCCAGUAAGGAUCAUCUCUUAUUGAUCCAGUGUUACCACAGUAGGAAAUUGGAAAUCUGUGGUGUUUGGUAGAGUCAAAUAGGAAGCACUCGUCUCACAUCCAACAGAGAAAUAAAUUCAUUUUUUACUUUCUUUCACAGGGAAACACUCCAGUUACAAAAUCAGGUCAGUGGCAUUAGAAGAUAUUGAUGAAUCAGGGUAUAUUGUUAUAAGUAUAUUAGUCGGCAUUAUUUUAAAAGGUUUUAAAUGGAAUUUUGAAACGGAAGGAUUAUGUUUAGCACUUGAAAUUGUGUUACCUUUGCCAACAGUGAGAUGAAGCUCCAUGAAAAGCAAAAGGCAGAUAUUGAGGGAACAUAUGGUAUAUCUAUUUAUGUUUCCCCAUUCCAAGAAGCAUUAGGCCUUAAAAAACGACCAAAGACGAUCCGAUUAAAAACCAGACAUCGUACUAUAAACAGUGCGCUGCGCAAAACAACACGUUGCGCAAAACAACACGUUGCGGCUUAACUUAAAGAAGUGCACCACAAGCGCAAAUUUGAGCUCUUUUUGAAUGGACACCAAGACUAACACUAUAACAGACUAUAAACUUCGUUUUUCAAACGUUCACUGGUUAAAAAUAUUUAUUUGGACGAGUUUUUGACUGCCAGUCUGCAGUCUUCGCUUUAAUCUACCCGUCGAAGACUGCAGACUGGCAAGUCGAAAGCUCGUCCAAAUAAAUAUUUUUAACCAGUGAACAUUUGAAACUUUUAACUUCGUUUGGGUGAAAUCGCAUUCUUCGAAUCCGGUGGAAAUCGCAUUCUUCCACCAUUCAUGAGAAACGAGUGCAAAACUACCGUCUUGAGCGUUGCAGGAAAUUAUAUAUAUGAUUUUUGUGUGUGUUGGUGUAGUGGUCAGGCAAACUUGGUAUGCACGCUCACAGAAACAUCACAAACAGGAAAUCAAUAAUUUUGUUUCUGGGAUCCUAAGUUUUGGAGUCAAAGUUUUCUGCCAAGCUCAUUAAUAGUCUUCCUCAUAAAUUAUUUUCUGUGCUUUUCAGCAUUAUGCAAUGCCCUAAAAUUUUUCUCACUCUGAUAAUUGCAGCUUGAUCGCAUGAUAGUGCUUUGUGAAACCUAAUACUUGUCACGCAUUACUACGCCGAAUGAAAACCACACUGCCUCAAUUUUUUGAAUCUGAGUCCUGUGUGUACGUGCUUGUCAAAUUUACUCAGAAAGCUACUGAAACGUCUAAGCAAAACCAGUGUGUUAUAAAUUACAUUUAUCUGUGUGACCUCAAUGACAAGAUAAUACGAGUAUCAUAGCAAUUAUUAUUGCCUGAAUUUCUUAGCCUCACACUGAUACAGCCUAAAGGCUGGAUCACACUAUCAAAGUUUCUGUGAUCACAAUAAGAAUUUUACACAGGUAAAUUCUAAGUUAUAAACUCGGAUUUGUAAGAAAUGUUUGAGGAAACUGACUCGGUGGUAAACCAGAAUGGGAUGUAAAUUUUCUGUGCACCGGACAAUGAAACACACAAUUGUUCAUAUAUGCAGCAAUUGUGCACCAAACCCAUGCAUUAGUGAGCACAUAUUUCAAUAACAGACGCAUGUGCUGUCCACUAUAUUAGAAAUGUUGAACGGAACUAAAAAUAACUGAAAUGAAAAUUGUGCACCAAAAUGUUCUGGUGUGCACGGCACAUGCGACAUAGCGAUCGCUUUCUUUCCAUACUAGUUUAUCAGUUUUACUUAUAUUACUGUCAAAGUAUUACCCUCUUUAAAUGAAUAAAAUCUUUCACAGUUUAAAAAAACAGAGACACUGGUUUAUACACUAUCAAAGUUUCUGUGAUUGCAGUAGGAAUUUUGCAUUGGUAAAGUUUUGAAGGAUUUGUAAGAAAUGUUUGAGGAAACUGAAUCGGUGUUUAACUCUAAGUCAUUUCCUCAAACAUUUCUUACAAAUCCUUCAAAACUUACAAUUUACCCAUGCAAAAUUCCUACUGUGAUCACAGAAACGUUGAUAUAGAGAGCGUCACAUGCUUAUCGUUAUUGCGUCAAAAGACAAGUGGGCACUGGGUCAUUAACGAGGACAAGUGUUGAUAUUUUUAGCCAUAACUACAUUUUACAGUUCAUCAAAAUAAAUACAGCGAUACGUUUCUGAUCAGCGUGGAAUGUUUAUAAAUUAAAACAAGAUGUCAUAUGUAUAAUAUAAUUAUUUAAAAAUAAUUAAAAUCAGUUUGCGUUCUUUACUGCAAUAUCAAAAUUACAGGGGCAAUAUCAUUAAUAUAGCAACAAGCUCGUUAAUUGUGUGAGCUAAAUUAAGUAAGAAUUUUCACAAUUCAGAUUUUAAAUUCUCUUGUGUGGGUUACUGUAAUCUCAAAAUUAUGUUAGGAUUUAGGGUGAUAUAUUCAUUAGCAAUUACUUCGUAAUUAUAAUCGUAAGUUAGUUAAGAGUUUCUGCAGGAAAGAUUCUGACAUGUCAGGUGUGAAUUGGGUGUGUUUAAUUUAAUGGUAUAUAGAAAUUCAUGCUUUCCGCAUUCCCGCUAUAACCGAUAUUAGCUUAGAGUGUUGGUUUUGAGAUGACACAUAAUUAUGAUUGUUAAUGUACUGCCUACAUUGUGCAUGCCAUAUAUCACUUCACGAAGUUCAUGUUAUUUUAAAUGCUAUUCAUACCAGAUCGCUAGACGAACUCUAUAGGAGAACAGUUCAGAAUUGAUAGAGCUAUCCAGUUGAAAUAAAGUCAGACUAGUUUAGGUGUUCUCCUAACACAUUGAUGAAUAAGAGAUGGAACUCUGGAACUGUAGGAAGAACAGUUUAGAACUGAUGGAACCCAGUAUAAAUUUGAUUUUACAUACUAGAUAAAGUGAUAAAUAUUUUCCCGCUGUCAUAUCGAUAAAGUGUCCAUUUACUGACACAAGUGGUUCAACUUAGACACUUAGUUACGACAAAUGGGCCCUACACACAUAAUGAAACAGUUAUGCACGGUAUGCUACAAGCUGAGCAGCGAUUUCCAGUUUUAUACCAACCUGUGCGAGUGUUUAAGUAUCUCGUGCCAAGCAACAGGUAUUCACUGUACUCUGUAGGAAACUGUGCUCUGCUGUGCGAUCAUUCAUUGAACAUCAUUUUGACAUCAUCGAAAUUUUCUUUUUAUGAACAGCAAAUGUCAACAAAUGCUAAUAACAAACUUGCGAUGGUCUAAAUUGUUGAAGUCUGGUGUUUUUUUAUUACGUGUUGAAUGCUGUCGACCUAUUCAGGAGUUUGGAGAUAAAAGCAAAGAUUCGUUCUGAUUAAGCGUUAGAUGGAAGAAAGCCAAACUAAAAAUGAACUGCUUUGAGAUCAUUUGUUUUAGCCUAAGAGAAAUAAUCUGCCGCAAAGCAUUGUUGCACUAAUUAAGAAAUUCCUUAACACAAACGCUAUUUUAUUCUCAUUAGGAAAAAGUGCUCAUUCUUUUUGGAAAAAUUCUGCUUAAUUGCUCUAAGGAAACCGGCAUUUCAAGACAUUACAUGCUCGUGGCAAUUUGCCAUGAUUUCCUUCGUGUUUGAUCCCGUAGCAAUUUUAUCGAAUGUUGAUUUUAUAAUUUGUAAAAAUUAGAACCAAUUAUGCGAAAUUUUCAUUAAUUUGUAGCAAAUUAAAUUUGUAGCAGUUCUUUGUAAUUUCGUUCAAAAUUGCAACAAGUUGCGACAGUUCUUAUCAAGCUAGAACAGAGAGCUAUAUACGUUAACCAAAUGUAAUUACAAACGAGGCGACUUAUUAUUGGAAAUUAUUUUCCCAGUGAAAUUAUUUUUGCCACAUAUAUUUAUUACUUAAAUUUAGGUUAAGUAAUAUAUUUAGGUUAAGUACUAACCUAUAUAGUAACUAAACCUAUAUUUAUAUCGUCAAAAAGGGCUGAAAUCACCAAAUAUAGGGUUAAAUCUAACAAAAUCAGAGUUGCUACUAGUUACUUAAUAGCUAGGAUACUUUGCUUUCGCGCAAGAAUGUUCCCCAACAAGGCAUUGAAUACGCUGAGAACAUUUUCUCGUGACAGGAUUUGGUUUAAAACAACUCAUCAAAUAUACUUGGUUUCCUUUGCAUUCUCGACUCCAUAUUUGCCGACAAUGAAUUGCAUGACAGCUCGAAGUGGUUUCUAUAGCGAGUUUGGGACCCACGCAUUCCAACUAUCUACUUCGAAACUCUUUAUAUUAUUCAAGUUAACCGCUAAACCAAAUAUCAAGGAACAAAAUUCCGGGCCGGAUGCAUAAUUGAAGCAGGUCUCACGGUAAUUUUAGUCAAAGUAACUCAAGGAAAUGAAACGAGCUUAGACUGCAACUCUUAGAACAGGAAGUAAUAUAAUUUUGACUUUUAUUUUCCCUGCCACACGGGUUUCAGAAAAUAUUGGUGUGUCAAGACGACGCUUCCGUUAAUGUAGAACAAACAAAUUUCUUAAUGUAGCAAUUAGGUUUUCAAACAAGUAAUCCUCAACAUAGGUCGAAUAACUUUAUUUACACUGGAUAGCUCUAUAAGUUUCAAAAUUGUUCUCUCUACUUUCCACGUCGUUCUGUCCUUAUCAAUCCUCUGCUUAUCUACUCUGACAGUAAUGUCUUAUCAUGCACUCAAAUGUGUUGGUAUAUUAAUGAGUACAUGUCCAAAGGCAAAACGAGAAGCUAAUAAUAGUGCCGAAACAAGCCGCUUUGUGGGAAAACAAGCUUAUCGGUAGUUUUUAUCACUUGUAAUUGCAAAAAUACAACAUAACUUUCCGACAGACUCAAUGACGAUGAAAUUCUGACGGAAAGAUUUUGGAAAUUUCGGGAAGAAUUCUUCAAUUCAAUCGGGUUAUCAUGCGUCACUUUAAGUAUAUAGUUUUGUCAUGUUUAUGACAAACAGUGCGGCAAAUAAAGAUAUCAGGAAUAUUCCGAUACUGAGUGUUGAAACUUUCAAGUAUCUGUAAGAGUUAAUAUUCUGACACAUUUAGAUAUCUAUUUCACAAGAUGAUAGCAGCGCACGCCUGCUAAAUGUCCCAAGCAGAAGGGGGCGACGCAAGUCCGACUCGAAAGGUUUUUCUUAAUUUCUUGCGGAAGAUCCUAUACAAUUUUCGAGCAAAUCAAGACCAGCUGCACCCCCGAAGCUACAACUUAAUCCUAAUUCAUAUAAAGGAAAUUCUAUUUUACGAUUUCGUGAGUUUCAUUAAAUCAUGCAGACACCGAUUUUUCCGCCAUGUUGGGGGUACUGCCUCUCCCACCGCACUACGAAAUGUGACUUUAUAGUAUUUACAGUUACAACUUUUAAAAAUCGCUUUUCACGUUGCUUGAAUUGUCUAAAAUCUUUCACGAGGGCAGACAGUGCCCCCAAAAUGGCGUAUUUUGGCCUUCGUGAGAAAGAUUGAGGCGUUGAUUAUUAUAUUGUAGCCUAGAGCUGGGGUAUUACAUCUUAUAUAUGGAGCACGAAAACAAAAGCAUGCUAAUGCUAUUUUUUUAAGAUUUUGUUAUUUCAAAUCCGAGCUUUUCCUAAUUUUCUUGGCACACAGGAAAUGGGGACAUUUUACACCAAACUGGUUAAGUAAACACACUAGGAUAUAUGUUAACGCAUAAUGAUAUGAUAUAGUUGAGCGAAAUUUCGGAGCAUGUUAAUUUUUUUAGUGAUGGGAUAUUAAGGAAACACUCAGUAGGGAAUGGGGAGAGUUUCAUGCAAUUUACAGUUAGAGAGAGAAUUAUGCUUUGUAUGAAAAGAUUGUUGUGCAAAUUCCAUGAGAAACAUUGCUGGCUCGCGUGACAUGGGCUUGAUGUGAUGUUUUCAUUCAAUUUCCUUGAUUAAUUUCAUGUUAUUUUAAACUACAUUCAUGCUGACAAAUUUUGUUAGGUAACAGGAUGACACUCUAAUAUAAAUGCAGGCAUUUUAUUUCACGUUGUGAAAGUCUGUUUGAAUCAUACAUCUAUGAAGCUCUGUCCUUCGCAUGGCUUUUAAAGGAUCAAUUUAGAAAGAAUUUCGUGAUUGCAGAAUUUCGUAACUGAACUCUUGUGUUGAGGAAUCCUGUUUGUAUGGUCGUGCAAAUAGUUUCACCUUAUUCCUUUCAUUUGACAUGCUGAUGAUUUAUAAGAGUCGCGCGCACAGCAAGCAAUUUUAAAUCCAAACAGUGCAGAAGGUUUGCAGGACUAUAUAUAAAUGUCUUGUAUGUCAUAGUAACUUUAAGACACAGCGUGAUUGCAUUGAAGUUAAUUCCAUCCAGACUUGACUAACAUAGUCAAAAUAUACAACAUUCCUAAUUCCUAAAGGCUAAAUAUAAUUCAUGCGACUACAGUCUGGUUUACACUAUCAAAGUUUCUGUGAUCACAGUAGGAAUUUUGCAUUGGUAAAUUCUGAGUUUUGGAGGAUUUGUAAGAAAUGUUUGAGGAAACUGAAUUAGUGUUAAACGGUGAGUCAGUUUCUUCAAACAUUUCUUACAAAUCCUUCAAAACUUAGAAUUUACCAAUGCAAAAUUCCUACUGUGAUCACAGAAACUUUGAUAGUGUAUAAACCAGUGUAUCUCUUUUUUUUUAACUGUGAAAGACUUUAUUCAUUGAUUAACAAUUUUGGUUUGGUUUGCGACUUCAUUUAAAGAGGAUAACAGUUUGACAGUAAUAUAAGUAAAACUGAUAAACUAUGAUUCAAGAACUCAUUAAUAAUUCAUGAGGAAAACACAAAGAGAAAUCUUAAGCGUGGCUUUAUACGAGAUAAAACACGCUUCAAAUUUCAACUUGUAUUUUCUCAGCUAAUACAAAGUUAUUUUGGAAAAUUAUUUCGCCAAUGCCGUGAUCUAACUGAGACGUUUUUGAAGCUGUUUAAUAAACUCGUAGUUCGUGUUUUAACACAUAUAAAACACUCCGUUACGCGUCGUGUUUUAUAUGUGAUAAAACACUCCUGAUAAAACACUCCUACUCGUUUAUUAAACAUUACGUGGCCCUCCUAUAUAAUGAUAAUAGAGGAUACAAACGAGCAUAUUGGCAAUAAAAUCAUCGAGUUCCUACUAUAUUUCCGUUCAUAUUAUUAAAAGAAAUAGCUUUAUCUAAAGUGUAGAAAGUGUCAAGGAUAAAUUACAGUUUCGUUUGACAGUUCGUAAGGCCGACAUUAUUGAUAGAGGCGUUAUUAGCGUAUUAAAAGCAGCCGUAGGCAAGGCAUUGUUGAGGAUGAUAUUGUAAUGAAUCCCGCCAUUGCUAAGCAGUCAAUGAAAAGUGGGAAUAAUCAUAACAAUCUGUUCGUGAUAAAAAAUGUAAUUUCAUACAAUUCUGUCAAGUGAUGUGAUGUGAGACAAUAAUGUUGAUUAAUUUUCCCACUAUAUAUAAUUAUGAACAGAUUUCAUUUUUGCUCCUAUUAGUCCUAUAAUAGUGUUAAUAUUUCUAAAGAUGACUACCAUCAGUAGUUGAAAAGUUUCCUAGUUGAAAAUUUCCUGGGUCUACGAUGGGGGUGCUGCCCACAGUGAAAAUGAAGUCGGGCAAAUUAUAAACGUAAGUUGGGCAAAAAGAUGGGGAAAUAAAUUUUAAAAUGUAAUAGCAGAAAAUGAAGAAAUAUUCCGAAAGAUUUUCCAAAUAGAUUGGUAUCGGUACUCUAACAAUGGUAUUUUUAUUUAGGAUUACAUGAAGUACUCCAAGAGUGUGAUGGCGGGCGCAAAAAUGGGACUGGAAGAAUGCGACAGACUGUUCAAACACGAACCAUGGAACUGUUUCGUCUCCAAGAAUAUCAAGAUUAUGCCCAUUGUGAAUCGAGCAAGGCUACCAUUAGGUAAGCAUGCAGCCUGA